Molecule: messenger RNA, 2635 nt
Organism: Rhinichthys klamathensis goyatoka
Lineage: Eukaryota; Metazoa; Chordata; Actinopteri; Cypriniformes; Leuciscidae
Product: ankyrin repeat and SAM domain-containing protein 6-like
Exons: 16
Coding region: 41-2548 (835 amino acids)
Biological process (GO): innate immune response
Cellular component (GO): cytoplasm
Molecular function (GO): protein binding
Source: RefSeq, a predicted model, not a curated record
GAGUGUUUAGAGUUUGCAACCUCGCGGUUCGGGUUCGGCCAUGAGUGUGGGUCUGUGGUUCCGACUGUGUGACGAGGGCGACCUGGAGAGCGCGCGCCGCGUGCUGGAGGACCCGGGCGGGCGCGCGCAUGUGGACGGGACCGAUGACGAGGGAAACACGGCGCUGAUGCUCGCGGCCGCUGGCGGGCACGAGCCCCUGGUCCGGUUCCUCCUCAGGAAAGGCGCAUCAGUGGACCUUCGGAACCAGCACGGCUGGACUCCGCUCAUGCAGGCCGCCAGGUUUGGUCAUGUGACCGUGGCUCACCUCCUGCUGGAGAACGGUGCCGAGAUCAACGGCCGGAACCGUCUGGGCGCUAGCGUCCUCACCAUAGCGGCCCGCGGGGGUCACGCUCAGCUAGCCAAACUCCUGCUGGAGAACGGCGCCUUCGUGGAUGAUCUGGACCACCUGUGUGCGGCGGAGGGCAGCGGGGUCAGCGGGGUCACCGGCAGGAGCUUCCUGGAGGUCACGGCUCUGCUAGCCGCUGCCCAGCACGGGCACGAGUCUGUGGUCCAGCUGCUGCUGGACUGGGGCGCUGACGUUAGCUUCGCGCAGAAGAGCACUGGCUGGAGCGCGCUAAUGCUAGCGGCGGCCGGCGGGAGGCUAAGCGUCACACAGCAGCUGGUGGAGCGAGGAGCCGACCCUGACCAGAUCAACGUGCUGGGCAAGACCGCCUUCGAGCUGGCGCUGCGGCACAGAGAGGUCAAGGGUUACCUGGACCCCAUCACCACCGUCCGCCCGCAGCCAGAUGAUGAGAAGAAACGGCCUGAUGUCUUCCAUGCACUGAAGUUAGGGAACGCUCAGCUGGUGAAGGAGAUCGUGGAGGAGGACUCGGGGCAGGUGAACGCCCUGAACGCUGACGGAGCGUCUCCGCUGAUGAUGGCGGCUGUGAGUGGGCAGCUGGAGCUGGUGCAGAUGCUGGUGGAGAAACAGGCUCACGUGGACCAACGGGACUCAGUGCACGGCUGGACAGCGCUCAUGCAGGCCACGUACCACGGGAAUAAAGAAGUGGUGAAGUUUCUUCUGAAUCAGGGCGCUGACGUCAACCUGAGAGCCAAGAACGGAUACACGGCCUUUGACCUGGUCAUGCUGCUGAACGACCCCGACACGGAGCUGGUGCGUCUGCUGGCGUCGGUGUGUAUGCUGCUGGACAGAGACAAGAACAAACACAGAGGAACAUCUCCUGCCAAGAGGAGGCCGUCUCUCAGUGUGACGCCGCCACAGGACGAUCGAGGUGGCCUAAAGUCCUGGUGGAACCGCAUGUCCAACCGCUUCCGCAGACUGAAGCUCACACACACGCUGAGACACGGGCUCUCCACCAAUCGGCUCGCUCCGUUCCCCGAUGACCCCGCCCUCCCCCUGGACGCCACCAUGAAGGCCCGGGGCGACAGUGACCCUGAGGUCAGCGCUGAGGUCAUCGCCAGGAGUAAAGACUGCGGUUUAAACAGAACAGGAAGUGGGAAAGAUGACUUCCUCAUCACGACAAUGCUGAGGAACGGAGCUCCGCUCGCUCGCCUGCCCAACGAGAAGCUGAAGGCCGUGAUCCCACCGUUCCUGCCGCCCUCCCAGUUCGAGCCGUGGAGUUCUGAUCGCGGCGGGAACACGAGACCCGAUCCCUGGAGUUCUGAUCGCGGCGGAUCCCUGAAGGAGCGGAGCGGGAACACGCCUCAGAGGCCCGGCAGAACCAGCGCCAACAACUCUGAUACGUCCAUUAGUCGAGUGGUCAGCAGGUCCAUCAAGUUUCCCAGCAUCACCAAAGGCCCCUCCCCCUCCAACUCAGGCAAUUAUAACUCCGCCCACUCCUCUGGCGGGUCCAAUGGUGUGGGAGGAGUCAACCGUCACGCCUCUGACUCACACAACCGCUCAGGUGGCAGUGGUGCAGACAGUGUUCUCUCUCAAAUCGUGGCUCAGAGAAAGAGAGCGGCUGGUUUGAUUGACAACAGGGCGGUUGCCGUAGAGACGCCGCUGCCCUCUGACAUCAUCCCGCCGGACAGCGCCGGCAGACGGAAGCUGGAUCUGCAGAAGCGUCCUCAGUCAGGGAACUCCUCCAGGUCUAAGAGCACGUCUCCCACUCUCACUCCCUCUCCGACGGCCUCGCCCAAACCCCCCGGAGACUCUCAGUCGUCCACGUCAUCAUCACAGGCCCGAUCCAACUCCAGCAGCGGCACCAUCACCGACGACGACGAGUUAUCAGGGAUUCUGAGGAAACUUUCUCUGGAGAAAUACCAGCCCAUCUUUGAGGAGCAGGAGGUGGACAUGGAGGCGUUUCUGACGCUGACGGACGGAGACCUGAAGGAGCUGGGCAUUAAAACUGACGGACCACGACAGCAGAUCCUGGCGGCCAUUUCAGAGCUGAACGCUGGCAAAGGGAGGGAAAGACAGAUCUUACAAGAAACCAUCCAUAACUUCCAGUCUUCAUUUGGCAGCAGCGCCAGUAACCCUCGGCCCGCGGGGCGCCCGCGCUCCCCGUCAGGCUGGAGUCGACACCAGCUGCAGUCCAGCAGACGCUGAGGGAAGAGGGAAGAUCGUGAUGAAGGUGUAAUACCCUCGCCUCACGCCAGGGGGCGCCGCGGGCCGCGUGAUAAUCGGUCAUGAGCG